AUGAGCGACACUCAGGGGAGCGACAUCUGGUCGGCGGCGGGCCACGUCAAGAUUCCAGACGAUGCCUGGGAGUAUCAGAUCCGGAAGACGUUGAAUGAUGCUGCCUACAAUGGACUGGACUACGUCCCGUACUGCUCCACCAUGCCCGUGCAGCCGAAGUGUGAUGACGCCAAGUUCAUCUGGAAAAAGAAGGGUGGCAAGUAG
Molecule: messenger RNA, 204 nt
Organism: Auxenochlorella protothecoides
Lineage: Eukaryota; Viridiplantae; Chlorophyta; Trebouxiophyceae; Chlorellales; Chlorellaceae
Exons: 3
Coding region: 1-204 (67 amino acids)
Source: RefSeq, a predicted model, not a curated record